AUGUCUGAGGCGUCCGCUGGACCUAGAUUUGAACAUCCCCCUCUCACUAUGCGCGACAAGCCUACCCGGAAAAAAUUCGAGUCCCAACCGGUCACCAUGUCUGAUGCUUCUGCGACCAGUCUCGAUCUAGAAGCUAAAUCCAAGUUCGAAUUAUCCUCUCAUGGGGUACCUGACACUGGAAACGCUAUCGCAUUCGAUAAUUCCUCUCCUGAUAGCUCUGACUCGUCAUCUGAAGAUGGAUCUGACACAUCUUCAUCAAAUGGCUCCAGCUCGUCUUCGCCUGAUAGCUCAUCUCCCGACAGAUUUCACAUGACCUUUCCAGAGAGCAAGGUCUUGAAAACCAACGGUUUGUUUGACGAUUCCUUUGAGGAAAGCCCAAGGCCUCAACCACAAAAUGUCUGGGAAAAACCUUCUCAGUCCGAUUCCGACACUGAAACCGUUAUUUGGUGGGACCCUGCCGCAAAGCAUGACCCUGGCACCGCCCCUGCCGAUAACUGCAGCUACGAAGAAUCCAACGUUACACCUGGUGAUCUCAUCCAGGGGGAUAUUGGUGAUCUUUCUGUGGAAGACCUGGAUUCUCAGCCAAAUGCCGUCUGGGACACAUCUUCUCAGUCCGAUUCCGACGCCGAAACCGUUAUUUUGUGGGAUCCUGCUGCUAAGGAUGGCUCGGACACGGUCUCUGCCGAUAACACCGGCUCUGAUAACCCUGGCGUUAUAUCUGGUGAUUUUACGCAGGGGAAUCUUGAUAUGGAAAGCAAGGACGCGUCGGAUUCUGCCAGUAACGAAGGCUCUGGCUUGUCCUCCCAGGAGGGCUCCAACACGUUCUCCCCAGUCGGCCCCAGUUCUCUCUCGCCUAUUAGCUCAACUGCAUCAUCACAAGACCCGGUCGAUACUGAUGAACUUGAGCCAAGAAUAUCCAGAGGCUCCCAACAUAUCUGCGCAUACGCCUCUCCAGUUCAAGAUGGCUCUCGCAUUCGGACCAGCUGCGACAGCAAUGAUGACAUCGGUAGAUGGCACGUUGAUCCUGAUGGAUUUAUCAAUGAAGCUAGAAGGGCAGGAGGGCUAUACCUUUUUCCUUUGCCCGUUACCAAGCGCGAAUUGGAACCCAAUGAUCCUCUGCGCAAGAUCCACCAGGAUCUUGCUCUCCUCCAAUCAAUUUUAUCAACUCUCACCAAACACAAAAUAAACGCAGUCUCGAUGAGGCUUCAAAAAUGCGAGUACGAAUUCAUGAAUGAGCUCGAAUAUUUGCCAACUUUGAUCUUCUCUGCAACUCGUGACACCUUUGAUGACUCUUGGGUCACGGCAUGUCGCCAAAUCUGGAGACGUUUAGCCGAUGCCGGCUUUGAACAAGUCAAUGUUGAAAUAUCGGACUACGAGUUCACGCCAUGGUCCGUGCGGCCAAUACGAAAAACUGAUCCUAUUUGGCCAGUCUACAUGGACAUACUACAGAAAAUACAAGCCGAAGUCGACGUCACGGACAUGAUCGGGCUUCGCAUAAACCGUACGGGAAAGGCUGAUAGAAGAGAGAGGCCGCCGCUUACUGUGAGCAUGGACGUACGAUAUGAUACCCAUCGAGACUGGCGCGCCACAAGGGAUCAUAUUGUGAAGCUGCUGGAUGACAUGAAUCUUCCUAUGGUGGGGGUCAUUAUCACAAAGGGCAAAAACUGGAGGGGCUUAUUUUAUCCGGGAGAAAGAAGGACAUGA
This is a messenger RNA of Penicillium griseofulvum, 1704 nucleotides long. RefSeq lists its product as uncharacterized. Bases 1 to 1704 code for a protein of 567 amino acids. The record is from RefSeq and is a predicted model, not a curated record. The transcript has a single exon. Lineage: Eukaryota; Fungi; Ascomycota; Eurotiomycetes; Eurotiales; Aspergillaceae.